This is a messenger RNA of Gloeophyllum trabeum ATCC 11539, 942 nucleotides long. RefSeq lists its product as uncharacterized. The transcript has a single exon. The coding region runs from base 1 to 942 and encodes 313 amino acids. Lineage: Eukaryota; Fungi; Basidiomycota; Agaricomycetes; Gloeophyllales; Gloeophyllaceae. The record is from RefSeq and is a predicted model, not a curated record.
AUGACACUGGAUCGCCAGGAGAUCGAGAACAUUUUGUUUAUGGGACACCUCAAGUGUUUGUUCCUGGGCAUUGGUCGUCAAGACACGAUUGACCUUUCAUCCUCGCUGAAGGUCGUACAGAACUUCCGCCGCAAUCAGGGAGCGAUAAGUUCGGGGAUAGACUUCCGCUCGUUAAGGAGUCUACGAGUCCUGGGACUGGAUCUGUCACCAGGCAUGGCGAUUGGACCUGCUGGAACAUUGGAUUCACUGGAGGAGCUCAUCCUCAAAGGACCCGCCAAGUUAAUAACAGAAUUCUUGGGCACGAUAUUGGUACCCCAGCUCGCGUCAGUCAGGUUAUUUGUCGCCGACUCGCCCAGGUCCGAGCGCUUAUUGAAGAUAUUCUCGUUCCUGGGACAUCAUGCUUUGAAGAUCAUUGCUGUAUGCGCUCUGGGUACGUAUGAGAAGAUAUACACAAUAAAUUGGAACCAGAUAUUUGCCCACUUGUCUGGCCUUGCAGAGCUAGAAGCUCUGCGUCUCCAGUUCUACCAGGUCUCAAUUUCCAUGGAUGACCAUGAUAUGGCCCGGCUUGCGCAGACUUGGCAGAGUCUGAAAAUAUUGGACCUUCGGCACUGCGAAACCAGCACCUCCAGGCUCCCAUCCAUGAAGUCCCUCGUUCAGGUCGCGGAAAACGCACCCAAGCUGCGCGAACUAUACCUCGACAUUCAGAACAACAUCGAUUCCCUUCUCCCGUUGGAAUGUGCAGUCUUCAAUCAUCAACUCCAAAUACUGGAUCUUUACUUCCAUUGGAAAGAUCCGAAAUCAGAGAUUGGCUCUAUGGCCAAUUUCUUCCACUCUCUGUUUCCUUGCCUUGACACACGAGGACUUGUGGGUGAUGAUCAACGUUGGACGGAGAUGCUGCGUUUGAUCGACGAGAAACGUGGAUCAAGGCAGCUCGAGAAGUGA